Molecule: messenger RNA, 1995 nt
Organism: Cricetulus griseus (Chinese hamster)
Lineage: Eukaryota; Metazoa; Chordata; Mammalia; Rodentia; Cricetidae
Source: RefSeq, a predicted model, not a curated record
AUGGCAAGAACUAGUGCACGUGUGGAGAUGGAAUGCAGAGCAGGCUCCCUGCUCAUCGGAAGCCUAGAAGGCGUCCUGGAGAAGGUGGUACCUGAACUGAGACCUGAUGUGAUGCCUGUCACCCCAGACCUGCUGAUGACUCCCAGUGACCAGGGCGAUGUGGACUUGGAUGUGGACUUUGCAGCAGACAGGGGCAACUGGACGGGCAAGCUGGACUUCUUGCUGUCCUGUAUUGGCUACUGUGUGGGCUUGGGAAAUGUGGCUGGUUCACCUGAAUCCCACCACCAUCUCUCUGCAGGAGCCUUCCUUGUUCCCUACUUCCUCAUGCUGGCCAUCUGUGGCAUUCCCCUCUUCUUUCUUGAGCUCUCUCUGGGCCAGUUCUCCAGCCUGGGACCCCUGGCUGUCUGGAAAAUCAGCCCCCUCUUCAAAGGUGCAGGUGCGGCCAUGCUGCUCAUCGUAGGCCUGGUGGCUAUUUACUACAACAUGAUCAUCGCCUAUGUCCUCUUCUACCUCUUUGCCUCCCUCACCAGCAACCUGCCCUGGGAGCACUGUGGCAACUGGUGGAACACAGAGCGCUGCCUGGAGCACAGAGGCUCCAAGGAUGGCAACGGGGUGCUGCCCCUUAACCUCAGCAGUACUGUCAGCCCCAGUGAGGAGUACUGGAGCCGCUAUGUCCUACACAUUCAGGGAAGCCAGGGCAUUGGCCAACCUGGGGAGAUUCGCUGGAACCUCUGCCUCUGCCUGCUGCUGGCCUGGGUCAUCGUGUUCCUCUGUAUCCUCAAGGGGGUGAAGUCCUCGGGCAAGGUGGUGUACUUCACAGCCACCUUUCCCUACCUCAUCCUGCUCAUGCUGUUAGUUCGAGGAGUGACCCUUCCCGGGGCCUGGAAGGGCAUCCAGUUCUAUCUCACUCCCCAGUUUCACCACCUGUUGUCUUCCAAGGUGUGGAUUGAAGCUGCUCUUCAGAUCUUUUACUCCCUAGGAGUGGGUUUUGGGGGUCUCCUCACCUUUGCCUCCUACAACACAUUCCACCAGAACAUCUACAGAGACACCUUCAUUGUCACUGUGGGCAAUGCCAUCACCAGUAUCCUGGCUGGCUUCGCUAUCUUCUCAGUGCUGGGCUACAUGUCUCAGGAGCUGGGUGUGCCUGUGGACCAAGUGGCCAAAGCAGGCCCUGGCCUGGCCUUUGUUGUCUACCCACAGGCCAUGACUAUGCUGCCCCUGUCUCCUUUCUGGUCCUUCCUCUUCUUCUUCAUGCUCCUGACUCUUGGCUUGGAUAGCCAGUUUGCCUUUCUAGAGACCAUAGUGACUGCAGUGACAGACGAAUUCCCAUACUACCUGCGGCCCAAGAAGGCAGUGUUCUCAGGCCUCAUCUGUGUAGCCAUGUACCUGAUGGGGCUGAUCCUCACCACGGAUGGGGGGAUGUACUGGCUGGGGCCUUUGGGCGGGAAGGGAGGAGGGGUCGUGGGCACCAAUGGGACCUGUCAUGGGGACACGCCUUCUCCCCCCUGUGCAGGCAUUCAGAGGUUCUGUCGAGACAUCCACAUGAUGCUGGGCUUCAAGCCAGGCCUCUACUUCAGGGCCUGCUGGCUGUUUCUGUCCCCAGCCACACUCUUGGCCUUGCUGGUAUACAGCAUCGUCAAGUACCAGCCCUCGGAGUAUGGCAGCUAUCGCUUCCCUGCUUGGGCCGAACUGCUAGGCAUUCUGAUGGGCCUGCUCUCCUGCCUCAUGAUCCCAGCUGGCAUGCUGGUGGCUGUGCUUCGAGAGGAGGGUUCACUCUGGGAGCGACUUCAGCAAGCCAGCCGGCCAGCUAUAGACUGGGGCCCAUCGCUGGAAGAGAACCGGACAGGCAUGUAUGUGGCCACACUGGCUGGGAGCCAGUCACCAAAGCCUCUGAUGGUACACAUGCGCAAAUACGGAGGCAUCACCAGCUUCGAGAAUACGGCCAUUGAGGUAGACCGCGAGAUUGCAGAGGAAGAGGAAGAGUCCAUGAUGUGA